GCUCUGUACCCGAGGCGGGUUUUGUCAUAUUAACCAGAGUAACAGUUGACGGAUGACGGCACUUACUGGAGCACCGGGAUGGGAAUAUUUACUACAACGCUUGGACUGGUCGGUUCAUUGGAUAAGAGACACAGGACAUUUCUAGUAUAUCCAUCUUAUGUUUCGUUAUCCGGCCGUUUGAUUCAGCUUAGUCCAAGUAUCGACCGCGGAAAGAGGGGCGUAGGAUCUCCCCCGUCUCCUUUUCAACGCGCAAAGAAAGAAAGAUUAUUCAGAUUGGAGGAAGGCAUUGACCGUAAAGCGGGGUAAGCUUCCCUCAUGGAUUCGUAAGCCCGAAGACGAA
Molecule: messenger RNA, 340 nt
Organism: Aspergillus ochraceoroseus IBT 24754
Lineage: Eukaryota; Fungi; Ascomycota; Eurotiomycetes; Eurotiales; Aspergillaceae
Exons: 1
Coding region: 79-306 (75 amino acids)
Source: RefSeq, a predicted model, not a curated record